AUGUCAAAUAACAACUCCCAACCAGUCCCUGCCCAUUCUCCCCAUCAACAACAAAGACGUAAAUCAUUUUUAGAUUAUGGAGGGUCAAAUUCAUUAAAUAAUUUUGCAUCUUCAUAUUCAAGAGCACAACAAUAUCUUGGAUCUUCAUUAAUUGAACAAGGUGGGAAUUAUAUGGAUAAUUUAAUAUCUGAUGAAGAAUCACAAAUUUCUCAUCUUUCUUCAUCAUCAAGAAGAUCAUCAAUUUCAGGUUCAUCAAGAAUUGGAACUCCUGGACAAUAUGUUGAAUUUAAUCCAAUUUUUCAAAAUAAUAAUAACAUUAAUACUACUACUACUGGUGGUGGUGUUGAUAUACAUGAUGAUAAUGAAACAACUUCAUUGAUUCCUGUAAUUAGUAAUUCAUCAAGAGGAGGAGGAGGUAGAAAAAGACAUUCAUUUAGUAUUAUCACUGGAAAUUCAACAGUUGCACAAACAAUAUUUAAUUCUAUAAAUACAUUAAUUGGAAUUGGAAUGUUAUCAUUACCUUAUGGAUUUAGAUUAUCUGGAUGGAUAUGUGGAACUAUAUUAAUUAUAAUUUCAGCAAUUUUAACAAAUACAACAGCAAAAUAUUUAGGUAAAAUUCAAAUUAAACAUCCUCAUUUGAAAACUUAUUCAGAUAUUGCAUUUGAAUAUGGUGGGAAAUAUUUUUCAUAUUUAGUUACAUUUUUUUUCGUUAUUGAUUUAUUUGGAGCUAGUUUAACAUUAAUUUUAUUGUUUUCUGAUUGUUUUAAAGUCUUUUAUAAUAAUGUUUUCAUAUUGAAAACAAUUAUUGUAAGUAUUUUAUUUGGUUUAUCAUUUUUACCAUUACAUGUAUUAUCAAUUCUUAGUUUUUUUGGAAUUUUAGGUACUUCAGGAAUUAUCAUUACUGUAUUUAUUUGUGGAUUUAUUAAUAAUGAAUCUCCUGGUUCUUUAAUAUCACCAUCUUCAUCAAUGAAAUUAUUUCCUGAUAACACAAUGAAUUUAUUAUUUAGUUUAGGACUUUAUACAAAUAUCUGGGGUCUGCAUCCAGUUUUACCAGAAUAUUUUCUGGAUAUUAAAAAACCUUCAAAAUUUCCAAAAGCUAUGAAUAUUUCAUUUUUAAUUACUUUUAUUCUUGAUUUUGCAAUUGGUAGUUCAGGUUAUAUUAUGUUUGGUAAUCAAAUUAAUGAUUCUAUUAUUAAAAGUAUUUUAAAAAAUCAAAAAAAUUAUCCAAGUUGGAUAAAUUUAAUUUUUGGUAUAUUGAUGGGGAUUUUACCAAUUUCAAAAUUACCUUUAAUUACAAAACCUAUAAUUACUUCAUAUGAAAAUUUAUUAGGUAUAACUAAAGAUUAUGUUAAAUAUGAUUAUGAAAUUAAUAAAAUGAUUGAUUUUUAUGGUCCAAAAAGAAUUAUUAUUAGAUUUAUAUUCAUGAUUAUAUUGUUAAGUUUUGCAUUGUUAUUUAAUUCUUUUGGUAAAUUGGUUUCAUUCUUAGGAAGUGCUAUAUGUUAUACUGUUUGUUUAACUUUACCAUUUUUAUUUUAUUUGAAAUUAAAUCGUCAAGAGAUUGGUUCUUUAAAACAAUGGUUGAUUAAAUUGGGUAUUGUUGGUUCAAUCACUUGUGCUAUCUUGGGAAGUUAUGCUUCAAUUGUUAUGGAUAUAGAGUAG
Candida tropicalis MYA-3404 is the source of this 1659-nucleotide messenger RNA. RefSeq names its product Avt1p (gene AVT1). The record is from RefSeq and is a predicted model, not a curated record. Gene Ontology annotation, cellular component: vacuolar membrane. The coding region runs from base 1 to 1659 and encodes 552 amino acids. Lineage: Eukaryota; Fungi; Ascomycota; Pichiomycetes; Serinales; Debaryomycetaceae. The transcript has a single exon. Gene Ontology annotation, molecular function: amino acid transmembrane transporter activity. Gene Ontology annotation, biological process: amino acid transmembrane transport.